AUGGUUUGGCAUUCUGAAAAGAGACCACGAGAUGGGGUUCUACGUCAUCCAGCCGAUUCUCUUGCUUGGAAAGAAUUAGACAAAAUUGACAAUAAUUUUGGCUCUGAUGGUCGAAAUGUUCGUUUGGGUCUAGCCAGUGACGGAUUCAACCCUUUCGGCCCUAAAAGUCCCGGAAAUGACAUAGAUGUGUAUCUACAGCCUUUGAUAGAUGAAUUGAAAAUGCUAUGGGCAGAAGGGGUUCCUACAUAUGACGCGUUUAAAAAAGAGGUUUUUCAGAUGAGAGUUGCAUUAUUGUGGAGUCCAUAUUGCCUACAUCAGUAUCUUUCUAACUCUUUGUAUCUUUGUUACCUCUCUGUUUUACCUGCCCACCUUCUUGUGUAUCUACUACAUAUUUUAAAUAUACAAUCUGUUGCACAGGAAAUUUCUCAUGGUAAAGAGCCAGAUAGGUGGGAGCUAUUUAAAUUAACACAUCAAAGGAAAGGGUCCCAAGAACCGAUCGAUGUGGCAUCUGCAAAGCCAAUUGCGGAUUUUGAAGAGGCUGAACAAAAGAGGCUAAGCAUGAAUGUUGACAUCACUGCUCCAGAAAUCCGUGAAGAAAUGUAUGCUGAAGUUCUUGGUAAGGAGAAGGGGAACAGAGUGAGGGGUGUUGGAGCAGGCGUUACUUGGGAUGAAGUCCCUGGAAUCCAUGUUGAAGAGCGAGGAGUAUCAAGAGAAGUGAAACAGUUGCGAGAGCAAUUGGAAGAGCAAGCGAAAAAGGCACAAGAGAAAGAAGCACACAUGAUGGAGGAACUACAAAGCAAAAUGGUUGAGCAAACAAAACGGAUGGAACAAAUGUUUGAAGUGAGGUGCGUAGAGAUGGCACUCCAAAAAAGGGGAGAGAUGUUUAAACAAUGCGGAAUAUCAGUGGAUACACAAGAAGAUGUCAUGCAAAUGAUGUCUCAGUUUGCUCGUGACACGUCUCAAAGGCCAUCGACUGUUGCUUUUUCACCAGAUGAUGAUGUCUACCGUCCCACAAUGCCAUUUGAUUGCCCCAAUAUGCAAAUUGAUUAA
Messenger RNA from Rosa rugosa (rugosa rose), 1050 nucleotides. RefSeq lists its product as uncharacterized. NCBI's taxonomy places the organism in Eukaryota, Viridiplantae, Streptophyta, Magnoliopsida, Rosales, Rosaceae. The transcript has 4 exons. The record is from RefSeq and is a predicted model, not a curated record. Bases 1 to 1050 code for a protein of 349 amino acids.